AUGGCUACCAUCUUAGAGAGAGCAUUUAAGUCUAUCAUUUCUUCCAUUGCUUACUCUUACUUUUACUUUCGAGAAGACCACGUAAGGGUCAGAAAUAUCAAACACAACAUGCCGAAGGGGAAACCACUUUCUUUGCAGACUGUAGACCUCAAAGUCAGGAUGUGCUGCACUGGCUGUGAAAGAGUUGUCAAGAAUGCCAUUCAUAAGCUUAGAGGCAUUGAUUCAGUGGAGGUGGACCUAGAGAUGGAAAAGGUAACAGUUGUGGGGUAUGUGGAUCGAAACAAAGUCCUCAAGGCAGUGAGAAGGGCAGGAAAGAGGGCAGAAUUCUGGCCUUAUCCGAAUCCACCAUUGUACUUCACAUCUGCUAAUAUCUAUUUCAAGGACACAACAAGUGAUUUCAAAGAGAGUUACAACUAUUACAAGCAUGGCUACAAUCUUGCAGACAGGCAUGGAACCCUCCCAGUUAGCCACCGGGGAGACGACAAGGUCAGCAACAUGUUCAAUGAUGACAAUGUCAAUGCCUGCUGCCUCAUGUAG
This is a messenger RNA of Dovyalis caffra, 537 nucleotides long. NCBI's taxonomy places the organism in Eukaryota, Viridiplantae, Streptophyta, Magnoliopsida, Malpighiales, Salicaceae. The record is from the annotation of a GenBank genome assembly.